This is a messenger RNA of Linum tenue, 364 nucleotides long. NCBI's taxonomy places the organism in Eukaryota, Viridiplantae, Streptophyta, Magnoliopsida, Malpighiales, Linaceae. The record is from the annotation of a GenBank genome assembly.
CCGACAGGCGAUUUCCACAAGCUUAAUGCAGAAGGCGUUGUCGAAGAUGAAAGAUAGCGGCGAUCUAUUUCUUCAAACGUUUAUUUUGUACGUAAUGGGGGUGCUAUUAGUACCAACUAGAAGAGAUGACAUUUCCUUGUCUUCGGUAUACGUUGUCACCGAUGUUGCAGACAUUCCAAAGAAGAAUUGGGCAUCCUUUUGCUUCAAUGAAUUGGGCAAAUGCAUCUGCGACCAUAAUGCUUAUAGGAGAGAGUAUAUACCGGGCUGCGUGCUGUUUUUGGAGUUAAUAUUCUUGGAGCAUGCAAAUGGUAUUUUCCAAACCAUUGAUCGGAGUUUGGAUUUGAUGAGUUGGGGGAGCGGAGAU